CGAGCAUGCAGAGGGAGAAGGCAGGAGGGAAGAGAGGCAUCCAGAGAGGCAUCCGGACAUGUUAGAGUUGUGUCUGUUAGGAACACAUGUGGGAAAGAGAGAGAGAGAGAGGGACUAAAGGAAAGCAGCUGAGGAAAGCUUUCAAUGCAAAGAGGGCUCGAGGAGAAGAGGAUGAAGGGAAGAAAACACGGAGGAAGAGAAUAGAACAGCGAUGUCUGAGGCAGACAGCCACUCUGGAAGUAUAUCUCUGAUCCAGUCCAUGCUGCUCAGACUGAGCACUGCAGAAAACACGGAUCAACCUCCUAACACACACCCUAACACACCCCAACACCUCAGAACCUCAGUGGAAACAGACAGGGGAUUCUAUGUGACCCCUCAGGAUCACAAUAAUGCAGAGCUCAUAUUCCAAGGGAAGCUCGUUUCAGUGAUUGAGGAUGAUGAUAAUGGUGAUCAUGUUGAUGAUGAUAAUGAUCCACAAUUGGAAGUUCUGACUGAGAGGGACAACGAUCUGGAAUCAUCAGACAGGGAUUCAGAGGAGAGAGAAGAGGGGAAUUCCGGCAUUCUAUUUUUGGACGCAGGAUCGAAAAAACUGGUCGACGAGGAGAAAGAGGAAACCAGCGAAUCCCCUGCUGUGGUUCCCAGAUGGGAGAGAAGGCAGUUGCUACCCUGUCCCCCUGGCCUGGAUGCCAGACCACCGCCUCCCCCCGUUCCCCCCAAGAGGAAGGCUAAACCACCGCUACACCCUACAGGGCCACCGCCGCUGCCCCCUCCACCAGCCCUCGACCCUAGCCAGAGUAUCCCUGUGUUGGGGAGAGUGGUAGGCGAGGGCGCAGGCUGUGAGCUGAGGCCUACAGGGCAUGGGAGAGGGCCUGGAGGCCAGGAGGAGGAUAUGUUGUCAUCCUCAGGGGAUAGGCUGUCUAUGUACUCAGCUGUCAUCCUCAAGUCAGAACGCAGAUUCUCACAGCCCCUUCUGGAUCCUACUCUGGACUCUACAGCACAGAGGGGUGGGGGGGUGCAGCAGUUGGAGACGACUGUGUCCGUGGCAACACAGGACCCUUCCCAGCUGAGGGGGAAGGAUAUAGGGCGCCCCCCUAAAGCCUCUGAGCCGGUGGGGAUGGGGGUAAUGGGGGUACCCAAACCAUUGGAAUCGAUCGCACCCAAGCCGCUUAUACCCAAACCUCCACACAGAAACAGAUCUCUGCCCCAGGGUCCUGAGAGGAGAGCCCAGGACAGUCCAGAUGGAAGUGCCUCUUCUGGGUCUGAAACGAGAGACAUCCCCCCUGACCUCCAGUCUAUACCUCCAGAGACAGAGGGAGUCAGAGAACCACCAGAGCCUAGCGAACACAUCGCAGAUGGGAGCGAGAGCUCCAGAACCCCUGCCGAGUUUAGGUGUAACACGGAGGAGGGAGGUUUGAUGGAAGGGGGGAGGAAUUUAGAAUGCACACAUAAAGUUGUGGUUCAGGACGCUGCAACAUGGGGUGGUGGGGGUGUGCUUGGGUCGAAACACCCAAAUAUUAAGACAAUGAAGGGAGGAAAGGUGAAGAAAUUUGCCAAGAAGAUGAUGAGCAGAUGGAAGCAGAGUCGAGAGGAGAAGAGAGGGAAUGGAGAGAUUCAGGAGGACAACGGAGAAAAAGAGGUGGAGAGCGAAAUGCCAUUGGGGAACCUCCGUCAAGAUCGACAUUCAGUCAGGUUGCACACCAAAAUGUCCGUCAUAGAGGAAGAGGAGGACGAAGAGGAGAAGAGGAGUAGUGAGGCUGCUCCACCGACGAUGGAGCCGCCCAGCCAAGCUGAGACGGAGAGGAAGCCUGUGGGACAGCGUGCACGUUUUCAGAGCUCCUUCAGCUCUUUCAAGUUCAACUUCAGUCCCAUCAGCUUGGUGGACGAGAUUCUAACAGGAGAGGAGUGGUCACCAUUCCUGUCCAUUAAGGACAGUCCCGCCCCCUCACUGUCCGUUUACCAAUCAGAGGCUGCUAGCCAACACGGUGGUGAUGAAGGCGACCAAUUAAAGACUGAACCAGAGUUGCGCCUCCCCAACGACGUUCAACAUAACCACGAGGACAUAGGCCAUUCUUUAUAUGAGGAUGUUCACUUCAGCCAAUCAAGUUCGAAUGAGAUUGUGGACAACCAAUCGGACAAAAGACAACAGGAUGUAGACAACAACAAUGACACUGGAGCUGAUGCAAUUGCUGUCAUCAAACCGAAGAUACUAUUGGACAAUGAUGCAGCGGAGGAGAGUGAGUUGGACCACUCCAGACCCAUAUCUAAGGACAUCCAUGACUCUAAGUCCCCCAUAAGGAACCAAUCAAAGGACCAUCUUGACUUCUCCUGUGUUAAGUCACUUGGAGUUCUGGACAGUUCUGCUCAGAAACAUAAAAUUCAUCUGAGCAAAAAGAGAAAGCACAGACUUCCGGGGCUAAAGACGAGAAAGACCUUCAAGAUAAGACGCACUGCAAUCAAAGCCCCGGAAAUCAAAUUCCUCAAACCCUCUCCUCCUCCCACCCUCUCUCCCACAUCCCUCCCUUCUUCCUCCUCUUCCUGCUCCUCUCCCUCCUAUGUCUUUCCGUCCUCUGUUUUCUACAGCAUCCCUCCGUCCGCUGAAGAACACGACCACGGGACAACACCGACACAGGGCAACUUCUCCGUUAAGACCACUGAAUGCAGCAGAAAGCCAGAUGCAAGUCCUAAGCUGCCUCUGUCCAAGUUCAUGACAGUCCUGAGAGACAAAACCAAGAAGAAGAUUCAAUAGUGAAGAGAACUAGGUCUUGGUGAUCAAAUAGUAACCCAUAGCUCCUUCUACUAGCCCCUACCUGCACCCUACCUCUCGGCCCUACCUGCACCCUACCUCUAUCCACUACCUGCACCCUACCUACCUCUAAGCUCUACCUGCACCCUACCUCGAGGCCCUACCUGCACCCUACCU
Molecule: messenger RNA, 2920 nt
Organism: Oncorhynchus tshawytscha (Chinook salmon)
Lineage: Eukaryota; Metazoa; Chordata; Actinopteri; Salmoniformes; Salmonidae
Exons: 7
Coding region: 212-2746 (844 amino acids)
Source: RefSeq, a predicted model, not a curated record